UAUUAUCGAAACGUCAAAGGUGUAUUUUUGAUAUGAAAUCUGAGAAAAUGAGUUAGCCAAGCAGUGCUGUAUGCUUAUUAUCGCCAGCAUCUCGUACGGAAGUUUUGUGCAAAUCUGAAGUAUGCAAAGCCCUGCUCAGAAUAUUUCCUGUAAACAAACGCCACUACGAGAUAGGGACCAUCCCACUUUCACUUUCAACAGAAACUUGUUUCUGCCGUCAUUUGUUCGCUAUUGAAAGGACCAAUUUUCUAGUUUCUCUCACGUGUUGCGCUUUAUCUGCGACAAGACUUCCAAGAAAAACAUUCAUACUAUGCGCAUUUUCCAAUCUUAAAGCUUCUAUCUGCCCUUUGGCGCUUUGUCUUCUUUUUUUGCACUGAAACCAGCAUGCCCAGUCUCGCACUCUCUCGAUCUUCCAACGGCGAUAUGUCGCACUCUAACACGUCCAAUAAUACCGGUAUUGCCGGUGUGGGCGUCAACAGUCCACAGAUCUUUACAAACAACAUUUGGGUCCAGAUGGGCUAUACACCUCCCCGUGGCCCCUGCACGCACAAAGCGUCCCUCAUUGCCCCAGGCUGUCCUUGUCUCCGCUUCAUGAUUCACCCAACCAAGGCCGCGACGAGCUUCGAAUGCGAUGGCUGCGGACACCACGCGUCAUAUCACCAACUGGAAAAUAAGAAGGAAGAUGAGAUCCUCGCGCGGUGGCGAGCGGAGGAAGCAAGUGCGAAUGAUCGACAUCCCAUUACCGGGCGGAAGAGAAGGCGUACGCAGAGAGGCACCGGCAAUAAUACUGGCCAGGUCGACGCACCAAACGGCGGCGCCGCUGGAAGAGGUGCAGCGGAACGCGGACAUGGUUUUCAGAUGCCCGGACACUUGGGAAAUAGCUUCGACAGCGAAGAUCCCGCUUCCAUGACAGAACAAGUCCACGUCCUGGACAGCGAUUCGUCCGAGACCGAAGAGGAUGGAAGACUGAUUGAAGGAGGAGUUGGGCGCCAUAGUCAAAGCCAAAUGGCUAGUAUUCCAGGAACAACAUUACGUGUGCCUGACCGAAAUACGAUUCUGCAGUCGUUACGAUCGCGACGGAGCCGGAUAUUAAGUAGUAGCGGGUGAGAAAACAAAGUGGCACCCGUUUACUUCUUCUCCUACUCCCUCUCUGUCAGAAGUCACGCUGCGACGAGCUACACGCUAUGUUCCUCACGCUGUGAAACUCUAUGUUAAUCCGGCACUCUUACUCGCCCUCAGUAUCGUAGCUCGACUACGACUUUCUCCGUCGGGAGAGUCCUCAAGCGCUCCUUGCUCCGCCGGCUCGUCAAAUACGCAGAUCUGCGAAAGAGCGGAGAUGGGCUAGGAAG
This is a messenger RNA of Xylona heveae TC161, 1349 nucleotides long. RefSeq lists its product as hypothetical. The coding region runs from base 385 to 1107 and encodes 240 amino acids. The record is from RefSeq and is a predicted model, not a curated record. NCBI's taxonomy places the organism in Eukaryota, Fungi, Ascomycota, Xylonomycetes, Xylonales, Xylonaceae. The transcript is spliced from 2 exons.